AUGACCAACCCCACAGUCCGAAGAUCUGACUUUGAUUUGGGAACAUCAGUUGGCGGCAAAAGACUAGAACGGGAAAGUCCUUUCAAUGUCAGCAGCUCAGAGGCGGCGUCACCCCUAUCCACCACAAACCAAAUCUCAAAAAUAUCAGCUCACCGGCACAAAAAAGCCGAGACCGUUUUCGAGUUGAACAAAAAGGAGCCAGCUGGCGUUGGUCUUCUUUCAUCUGCCUCUUACAAACCACUCACCAAGAAACGCCGUGAUAAUAAGUCAGUCGACAGGAGCGAAACCGCAACCCCCAUCGAUCGGCAGGAAACUCAGCCCAAACUCUUGGAAUCGAAUUCGAAGCAGACAGAGAAGAAUUCGCACCUCCCGUCCACAGCAUUCAUUGCAUCUAAUCCCCCUUAUGACUUUCCAAAGACCACACCCGAUGGCAAGAAACUCAUCGACAAGAAAGUCCGUUUUUCUGCUGCGACAACCAGCGAAACUAAUAAUGACACAGAGUCAGAGAAGUCUGGCCAAACUUUGAGAGCAGAACUGGAAGGAAAACAAGUUGUUGUCCCGUCAUCGCUGUCACCUGCCAUCUGGGAUAAGAGCUCUGAGCCGAAAAUAUGGCUGAAAGAAGGCAAGCCUACUCUCUUCCAACCAAGCAAAGAGCCUGGGUACUAUACCUGUCCCCUCUGGUCCCGGCAGUACCCGGAGAUCUUUUCGGAUGAUCCAAAGGUGAACCCCUAUGCAGCUAACUGCGCGGCAAGUAUCAUUACUGGGGAUGACAGUCAAUCGUCUUCUACUUCCAAUGCGGCAAACAAUAACACUUUCACCGCAGGAAGAAAAAAAGCCGAGGAAGUUGAAUUUAGAGAUGCGGAGUGCAAUAAAAUUCAUUCGCCGCCUCUCGCCAGCCACCAAAGUAUUACAGUUCCACCCCCUACACCUCCGGGAUUCAACUAUCCGCCUGUCUAUAGAAAUCGCGUUGUCCUGGAGGUAGGCGGCCGUCGUUUUGUCUCUUCAAUAGACGUCCUUGAACGGAGUCCCUACUUCAAGCAUCUAUUCUCCGUUCCUUUUCUAGAGUGGUACCGAGACGGCAUUUUGCAUAUUGACAACGACCCUGAUCUCUUCGGACAUAUCCUUCGUUACCUGCGCACAGGAAGCUAUCCCUUCUUUUGGGAUGCAUGUAACGGCUUCGAUUAUGCAAUGUAUGCCAUGGUUCUGCAACAGGCUCGGUACUACUUGCUUCCGAAGCUCGAGGCAUGGAUCAUAAACAAGAAGUAUCUGAACGUUGUGCAAACCGAGGUAUUGCACCAAAAGACAAGUGUUGGUCUAGUAAAAGAGUGGGAUUCGAAGCUGACAUUGAACGACAAUGAUUCGUACGAGAUUUCUGGUGUUGUUACGUCCAGUAGGAACACUAACGUGCAUCAUGGCGCGGUGAUGGGAUCUGAUUUUGGUAAGAUUUACAAUUCAGAGGAGCGAAGGGUUGCACUAGAGGAGGAAGCCAUGAGUGUCGAUUGCAUCCAGGUAUUUACAACGAUGAAGAAAACGGAGGUAAAUAUUGAGAUGUUGCGCUGUGAAUACGAGUCGCAGGCCCCAUGA
This is a messenger RNA of Colletotrichum truncatum, 1584 nucleotides long. RefSeq lists its product as uncharacterized. NCBI's taxonomy places the organism in Eukaryota, Fungi, Ascomycota, Sordariomycetes, Glomerellales, Glomerellaceae. Gene Ontology annotation, biological process: protein homooligomerization. The record is from RefSeq and is a predicted model, not a curated record. Gene Ontology annotation, molecular function: protein binding.